AUGUGCCACGAACCAGAUCAUCCGAGCAACCGCCUGAGGAAACUAUCAGUUGCAGGCUACAGCCUCAGUUCAGCGCAGAGACGAGUAAACCUCACGGAGUCCCUCUGCUCCGGCACCGACACCCUGACCAUCUUCAAUCUGGCCCGGCACUCAAAUCGAGCAAACAUGGUGUCAUUCCUUGCUCUUGGAACCAGACCCUGCCACUUCGAAUUGCUCUGGCCCGGACCCAGCUGCCUCGAUUCCGAACGCCCGAAUCCUUUGACCAUCGCCUUGCCCCGGUUCUCCCGAAUCCGCCUUCAAGUCCACUGCUGCUAUGGCCAAGCAUUGGCUUAUUCUCUGCUCUCGAACCUCGGCGCGCCGCCUCGAUUCAGCCCGUACAGGUCACGAUGUGGGAAAUGGUUCUGGACAGCAGUCAAGAGAUUCUUCCCAGGCAAUGCAUCGAUGGAAGAUGAUCAGGACACGGGAAGCAAGGUACCAAAGCAGAGUCGGAUUGAGAGCGAUGUCCCAGGUGGAUGCAGUCCGGCUGCAGAGAAAGGCGAACAAAAUCAGCCCAGACAUAGAGGUAUCAGGGACACUGAUCCGUACUCUGGAACCAGCACAAGUGGGCUCACUGUCUGUGAGCUCGGAAGCUCAUUAAAGACGGAAUUGUCAAGUCCCCAACAAGGAGCGGACCCAGAGUCUACAAUCUCUGACCUCCUGGCAGAGAGGGCUGAAUAUCGACUAUACCAACUGACGAAAUUCUACAGGGACAGACUGAAACAAGCAAUAGAAGAAGGUGUUGAAAGACUCAGUUGGAUGUUGAGACAGGAGGGGCAUUUCACUGCACAGGAACAUGGGAAAGUCACUGAGCUGACAGAGAAGGGAAAACGGGCAGAAAGUUCCAGACUCUUCCUCAGUUUGGUGAUGGGCAAAGGCUCCCGGACUCGGAGGGCGAUGUGGGAAUCCUUUGUGACAUGGAGGACUGAGUUACCGAAGUUGGACAGAAUACUGAGGGAAAUACAGAAGCUCGACCCUGAUCCAGAGGAAUACAUUAACAUCGCCCGAGGGUUAUCUGAAUUACCCACUCAACUGAUAGAUGUUCAACAGAAACACAAGGAGACUCUGCGGGCACAAACUGAAACACUGAGAGUGAACACGAUCCUGAUGACGGAGAAGGUGAAGGAUUUCCAGCUGGUUGAUCGAUACGCUGAGCUCACGGUCAUUUCUACUGUUCAACAUCGGAGUCUGGUGGAACAUGAGCUACUGGCAAGAGGCAGAGUCCACGAGGAGUGGAGACAGAAGCAUCCCAGUGGACAGCUGGAAAAAAUCGGGAUAGAUCAUUUGUUCCAGAGCACCUUUUCCCAGACUAAAUCCAAAUCUGGGAGUUCCGCAGCAUUGGUCGGAAUCCCUGGGAUUGGGAAAACAACAAUGGUGCAAAAGAUUCUUUACGACUGGGCCACAGGGAAAAUAUAUCAGCAAUUCCAGUUUGUCUUCAAUUUCAAAUUCCGGGAUUUAAACACCAUUAAUUGUCGGAUAAACUUGAGGGAACUGAUUUUGGAUCAGUAUCCUUACUUUGGGAAUAUCCUGAGAGAGGUCUGGAAAAACCCAGAGGGAUUGUUGUUUAUAUUUGAUGGUUUGGAUGAAUUUAAGCACACAAUUCAUUUUGCUGACAAUCAAAGAGAUACAGAAUGCGACCACCAGUGCUCAGAUCCCGAGUGGUGGUGUGAAGUGUCUGACAUUGUGUACAGUUUAAUCCAGGGUAAGUUGCUCCCAGGGUGUUCAGUGCUGGUGACCAGCCGAACCACUACAUUACCCUUAUUGGAAAAGGCAGAAAUUAGUGUCUGGGCGGAAAUCCUGGGAUUGGUUGAUGAAAAACGGAAGGAAUAUUUCAUCAGACAUUUUGAAGAUCGGACGGUGGCAGCAGCUGUUUUCGAAUAUGUGAAGGAGAACGAGAUCCUGUACACCAUGAGCUACAACCCCUCCUACUGCUGGAUCCUCGCUCUGGCACUGGGUCCCUUCAGCACACAAAGAAACACGGCAGAUGGGCGAUUUGAGGUAUUUCUCCGUUUUGUUGCUGGUCUCUCCUCCCCAAUGACAACUCGGACCCUGGAGGAGUUUCUGGGUCCAUUUCCUCAUGAAACAGCCUGCCAGGUGAUUGACUGGGUGAAGGAGGAGGUUAAAUGCCAGAGUGGAAACACGAGGAGUGAAGCUGGUAAAAGGAGCCUCUUGAACACAUUGCACUAUCUGUUUGAGUCUCAGAAUCGCUGGCUGGCUCAGGCCGCACUGGGAUCUGUGAAAACACUUUCAUUCAGUGGAAUGACACUGACCCCGAUUGACUGCGCGGUCCUGUCUCAUGUCAUCGGAAUCUGUGAUACGAUAAAACACCUCGACGUGGAGAACUGUCACAUUCAGUGUGAAGGAAUCCAGCGGCUGGGACCCGGGCUGCACAAGUGCCAGGAGUUGAGACUUGGGGCAAAUAAACUGGGAGAUUCUGGAGUGAAACUGGUUUCUGCGGCUCUGAGGAACCCGGAGUGUAAAAUACAGCAACUGUGGCUGAACCAUGUUGGUCUCACAGAUUCAGGUGCCGUGGAUCUCGUCUCGACUCUCAGAACAAACCGAUUACUAACGGAGCUGAACGUCAGUGAAAAUGAACUGCGUGAUUCAGGAGUGAAACUGGUGUCUGCGGCUCUGAGGAACCCGGAGUGUAUAAUACAGACACUGGGGUUGAGGGAUGUCGGUCUCACAGAUUCUGGUGCUGAGGAUCUCGUCUCCGCUCUCAGUACAAACCCAUCACUGACGGAGCUGGACCUGAGUGAUAAUAAACUGGGAGAUUCAGGAGUGAAACUGGUAUCUGCGGCUCUGGGGAACCCGGAGAGUAAAAUACAGAAAAUGGGACUGAAGAAGGUUGGUCUCACGGAUUCUGGUGCUGAGCAUCUCCUCUCCGCACUCAGUACAAACAGAUCACUGACGGAGCUGAACCUGGGAAUUAACUCCCUCACAGACCGAUCAGCACCCGCUGUCUGUCGCCUCAUAUUGACCCUCCCAAAUCUGGAGUGGAUCCGUCCCAAGGUACUGAACGUCCCUUGGAGUACAGAUAAGUCAAUCAUCAAGAAAUGGAAAGACUGUGGCACAGCUGUACAAUUGCCUGGAGCAGGCCAUGCUCAAAAAUUGAGCGACUGUGCAAGAAGCAGAUUAGUGAAGGAGGCCACCAAGAAAGCUGUGACAACACUGAAGGAAUUACAAGCUUCAGUAGCUGAGAUGGGAGGCACUGCCCACACAACUGCUGCGCAUGUGCUUCAUCAGUCGCUGUUUGAUGGGACAGUGUCUAAGAGAAAGCCAAUGUUGAAUCGAACUGGCUUGGAAUUCCAGCUGGAGUUUAUUAAAUGGCAGCUCCCUGCUGUGGCCGCUGGCAACUCUCCAGGAAGCCUGGUCGCUCCAAAAACCAGAGACAAACGCCGUUGUUCCUCCACUGACAUCGGGACAACCACCUUCCAUCUUUAUCGUCGUGACUCACGUUCGGUGCAGGAACCGAAGCAUCGUUUGAGACGUCUCGACCUCUCACGGCCUGGAAGUUCUGCGGGAAUAACGGAGCCUUUCCUGGCGUUGGAAUUUCUGGCGCUGGGCCAGCAAGGGGAUGAGUCUGUUUGGCUUCUAGAGUGGCGGGGCGGGGUCUACAUGAGCCACCUUAGCUCCAACUCUAGCGGGGUGGUGAUCCUGUUGGCCUUGACCUUCCGGACGGAAAUGGUAAAAGCUCAGGAUGUCGUGGCCGGCCGCCUGCUCCAUCUGGCUGUGCGCCUGGAUGGUGAACCUCUGCAUUUCAUCAACGUGUAUGCCCUGAGGGGCGGGGUGAUCUGGGUGAGCCCCCGGCACACAGCAGCUACCGGGACAAGAGGGCCAUCACGGAUGCGGAGAGGUUCUGGAUGA
Hypanus sabinus (Atlantic stingray) is the source of this 3903-nucleotide messenger RNA. RefSeq lists its product as uncharacterized. The record is from RefSeq and is a predicted model, not a curated record. The coding region runs from base 1 to 3903 and encodes 1300 amino acids. The transcript is spliced from 15 exons. Lineage: Eukaryota; Metazoa; Chordata; Chondrichthyes; Myliobatiformes; Dasyatidae. Gene Ontology annotation, molecular function: protein binding. Gene Ontology annotation, cellular component: cytoplasm.